Anthostomella pinea is the source of this 990-nucleotide messenger RNA. Lineage: Eukaryota; Fungi; Ascomycota; Sordariomycetes; Xylariales; Xylariaceae. The record is from the annotation of a GenBank genome assembly.
AUGUCCGAGACUCGAGCUGCCCUCGUGGUGGAGAGCGCUCCUCCCCUACUGAAGAUCCGACUGCCUUUCUCUCACCGCCUGAACUGCUUCAUCAAGCUCUGGGUCCUCAAAGCUCUAGCCACCAUUUUCUUCGCAGUCGACAGACUGAUCCAUCCACCGCCACGGGCUCAACGUCCCACUCUCAUCCAGAGCUACCCCUGUCGCCCAGCUCUCCAGACCCGGGUCUUCUACCCACCAAACUACAGAUCCGGCGACCUGCUGCCGCUGUAUCUCAGUAUACACGGCGGAGGCUUCGUAGUAGGCGAUCCUCAACACGACGACGAGUUCUGCAGCAUGUGGGCCAAGCGCACCAGCAUGCUAGUCGUCUCGCUCGACUACUCCCAGGCGCCGUUGUACCCCUUCCCCAUCGCAAUCCACGACAUCGCCGCUCUCGCCGCGGCCGUCCUCGCCGAUGCCAGUCUGCCCAUCGACAAGACCAAAGUCGCGAUCGGUGGCUUCAGCGCCGGCGGCAACCUCGCCCUAUGCGCAAGCCAGCUGUCCGGUCUAAAGGGCACCAUCAAGGCGGCAUUGACCUUCUACCCCAUCGUGGACUGGAGCCAUCCCCCCAGCGAGAAGCUAGACGCGCGCCCGUACAAGGGCGGCCCGAAAGACGCGCUCGAGUUUUCGAGUUACUGGUCCGACUGGGCAUAUGUCCUCCCGGGCCACAACCGCCGCGAUCCGCUGCUCAGUCCCUGUUACGCCAGGAAGGAGGAUCUCCCGCCCUGGGUCUACGUCAUUGCCGCCGAGUGGGAUAUGUUGCGGCUGGAGAGCCAGGACAUGAUUCAUGAGCUGGCGGGGCUCGCUGGGGUUGGGGACCAGGAGGAGGACUUCGAGGAGGGGACGUACAAGUGGACGCUGGCGAGGGGAUGCUCGCACGCGUUUACUCAUCAUUUCGGGCAGAGGGCGGAGAAGAAUCGGAAGAGGGAGCUGAGCGUAACGAUGAUGGAGUGA